Molecule: messenger RNA, 13800 nt
Organism: Closterium sp. Naga37s-1
Lineage: Eukaryota; Viridiplantae; Streptophyta; Zygnematophyceae; Desmidiales; Closteriaceae
Source: the annotation of a GenBank genome assembly
AUGCCACCAAUGGGGUGCGUCGGCAGCAGGGGGAUGGAAGGCCCGGACCUCGAUAAUUCCGACUACGACAGCAGCACCAUCUCCCGAACCACGUCGCAGUCCUCCCGAGCCACCGCGCAGUCACCGAUCCUCCAGGCUCGGCGGUCGGGGCCAGCUCCGUCCAGAGGCUUGGGAGGAGCGAUGGGACAGAUGGCAGGAUCGCAACCAGUUAAGGACCUGCUAGACGUGUUCAUUGACGAGGUGGAGAGUUCGCACAAGCGAAAGCCGGCUUGCGAGCUGGCAAGACAAGCGGACGCCACGUCAGAUGCCACGUCAGGUCUUCACCCGGAGAGCUCGAGCACAAACGGUCCGCCCCCCCCUGUCCACGGCGACCCAGCUACAGCCUGCUCAGCGGAUUCAAUGCAUCUAGACAAUCCCAAGGGCGGCUCGGGGACGGCUGACAAUCCCGAGGCUGGUUCAGGGGAGGCUGAAAAGUCCAGAGCUGCCCGACAGGACACAAGGGAAUCAGCAAGCUUAGGUUCGGAGUUUCCGGACCAGGAAGGGAGCUUAGGUGGUGUGGUUCGGGGCAGCCCUGGCGUGGCUGAAGCAGGGGGGGGUUUCGAAGGAGAAGAUGGGAAAACAAGUUCAGGAAGGGACGGACCUGUCGUCCGAACCUGGGAGGUAGACCCGGAGCGCCGAGCCAAGAGCUGGCGAAGGGACGUGGAGGCCGAGUUCUCAAGGAGUGAAAAGAAGAGAAGAGACCCGGAGACGCAGGUAACAGGGAGGCUGGUAGCACGUGAGGUACCAGCUGGUGUGGGCAAUGGGGGGAGAGAAGGGGGCGAGAGUGCAAGAGAUGAAGCUGUAAGCAGGGCAUCAACGGUUGUGAUUGACUCUGGCGCGGAAGCAGCUAAUGAGGGGUGCGUGCGUGAUGCUGCUGAUGCAGGCGGAGGGGAGGGUAGAAGUGAGAGCGGAGGGGAGGGUAGAAGUGAGAGUGGAGGGACGUACGUGAAUUCUGAGGCGCCUGUGAACUUGUCUGGUGGGGGGGAGGGUGGUGGCGGUACGUACCUGUUUGCAAUGAAGCUACGACGAGUGAGGAGCUCAGGGGACGUCACUAAAGGGGAUGUCUCUAAAACGGAUGCUGUUUCAAACGGGGAUGCUUCUACAGGGGAUGCUACUAACGCGGAUGUUGUCAGCAGCGGCGCUGCACCUGCUAGUGCUGGGGCGAAGGGCAGGCAGAGGAGGAAGGGGAGCCUGCUGGGUGUGAUGGAGCAUGGGAGCAUGGGGGAGGAUGAGGGAAGGGGUAAGGGAGUGGAGGAGGGAGGCAGCAAAGCGGGUGAGGAGGGGAGGAAUGAGGAGGCGUGGAACCAGGAAUGGGCGGCUAGACCCCUUGAGGGGGCUAGCACCAAAAGUGGUGGACCACUGAGGAGUCUGCAGAGAGACGAUGCUUUGAUGCCGAGAGGUGGGUCUGUGGUGCAGAGGAAGCGAGCACUGAGGGGUGAGGAGAUGGCAGAAGGAGGAGAUGAGAGGGAGAGGGGGCAGAGAGACCGAGGGCAGAGGGGCGGAAGCGAGAGUGCUUGUAAGACAGAAGAGAAUGGUGGUGGUGGGGGUGGUGAUGAUGGCGAUGUGAUUCUUCCUGGAAGCUUCUUGUGCUUCGUCAGGCGAGCCAACCAGCCGGGAUCUCCCAGGGGUUACAGUGGCCAGCCUGCCACAAGGUCCCCCUCCCUUCCCCCCUUAUCCCCCUCUGGUCUCUCCGCCACCCUACAACCAGCAUCCCCCAGGUCCCCCUCUCUCCCCCGCCCAUCGCCUUCAGGUCUCUCUCCCUCUCUCCCCCCAGCUUCCCCCAGAUCCCCCUCCUUCCGCCGCCCUCCAGCCUCUUCGCCCCAGGCCUCACCAGCCAAAGGGGGCGUGUCUGUAGUCCUGCCCACAGCCCCAGUCUCAACCUCCCCCAAGCCUACCUCCCCCAAGCCUACCUCCCCCAAGCCUACCUUCCCCAAGCCUUCCUCUCCCAAGCCUACCUCCCCCAAGCCUUCCUCUCCCAAACCUACCUCCCCCAAGCCUGCUUCCCCUGCUGCCCCUGUUUCACCUGCUCCCCCUGCUGCCCCUGUUUCACCUGCUCCCCCUGCUGCCCCUGUUUCACCUGCUCCCCCUGCUGCCCCUGUUUCACCUGCUCCCCCUGCUGCCCCUGUUUCACCUGCUCCCCCUGCUGCCCCUGUUUCACCUGCUGCCAAUGCUGGUUCUGAGCAGCAAGAGCUAGACGAGGACGCCCUUCUCCUGUCCUUUGAAGCACCUCAAAACGCACCUGCUGCCUCUGCUGCCUCUGUUGCCCCUGCUGCACCCACAGCUGGUUCUCAGCAGCAAGAAGCAGACGAGGAUUUCCUUCUCCUCUCUCGGCUUGGAUCCCCUCGCAUCGUGCUGCCCAAUCGCAUACAGUCACACUCGUUUAAGUGCAUAAGCAGCACAGGCGCUCAGCACAACAAAGCCACCAUUCAGAUGGCCAGAUCGCGCAGCAAUCCUGACCCUCCAUCUGCAUCUCUGGCCGAUCCAACGGCUGACGUCACCCGUCCUCCCCACUUCCCCACCCUUCCCCAUCUUUUCACCCCUCCUCGCCUCGCCACUCCCCCUCGCCCACGCUCCCGGGGGGGCUACAGUAAACUGCAGGUAGAUCUAGCAAUCGUCACGACUGUAUCGGAUUUUAUCGGAUUUGAUUUGUUUGGGGGUGGCGAGGAGGAGGGGGAAGGUGCGUCUGGGGAAGGUGAGUCUGGGGCAGGUGGGAUGGAUCCGUGGGGUAUGGUUGCUGCAGUGGGUGGGUCGCUCUGGCCUAUGAGUGACUGUAUGGAGGGGGAAGAGGCGGCACAGAUUGGGAAGGUGCAAAUGAAUGCAGCAGAUGUUCUUGUGGUUGAUUCUGCAGAGAGUGACUGUAUGGAGGGAGAAGAGGGGACACAGGAGGUGCUAGAUGAUGCAGCAGAUGUGCAAAAGAUGAGUGGGGAGGAUGUGACUAAAAAGGAUGUGAACGGGGAGAAUGUGAUUGGAGAGAAUGUGACUGUAACGGCAGCUGAAGGGGUGAAGGAAAGCAGAGGACAGGCAGAUGGGACUGCAGAGGAUGUGAGUGCUGCUGAGGAUUUGUUUGGUGGCGAUGUGACUAUAAAGGGGGUGGGCAGCGAGAAGGUGCAUAUAAGGGAGGUGAUUGUAGCAGCCUCGGCAUUGUGGAGGGACGUGAUUGACCACCGGGAGGAUGUGGGGAUGGCCAUAGAGGGGGCUCUGGUGGAUAGGGUUACCACACGGAGUGAGGUGACUGUAACGGAUGUGACUGUAGGUGAGGUUGGGUUUGGGAGAGUGGAGGGAGCGGAGGGAGAGGAAGGGGACAUGGCCGCUGAUGUGGCUGCUGAUGUGGAUGCAGACGAUGAGGUGCCGAGCUGGCAGGAGGUGUGCAAGCAGGGGGAGGUGAUUGUAACGAAGGCCAAGGUUCUUACGAGUCUCUUAGAAAGGCUUGAGUGUGAGACUGCGGGAUGUGGUGUGGUGAGACUGUCGACGACAGUUGUAACGCCGCCGGGGGCAGAUGUAACCCAAACAGAGACAGAUGUAACACAAACAGAGGCGGAUGUAACCCAAACAGAGACAGAUGUAACUCUGCCGGUGGAGAAUUUUGUGAUUUUGGCAAAGCAGCAUUUCUUACUGCUGAGUCAGCACACAAUGGGAAGCCGAAUAGGGGAAGCGGGUGUGGCUGUAGAAGGUGUGAGUGUUGGCGAUGUGACUGUAGGCGGUGUGACUGCAGAAGGACUGGCAGAAAGCGCAGGGCGGUUGGAAGACCUGCUGUUUCUGGUGUUGGGCGUUUUGAGAGUGAUAGAGGCGAGGAGGAGGAGAGAUGUGGAGGGAGCGGGGAGUGUGAGGGAAGAGGGGAAGGUGGAGGAGGGAGUGGGUGCUGGAAACGAAAAGGACGAGGAAGGGGGAAAAGAGGAGGAGAAGGAUGAGGAGAAGGAGGAUGAAGGAGGAUGGGAAGAAGGCGAAGAUGAAGAAGAGGAGAAGGAAGGAGGGGACGAAAACGAGGAGGAGAGACAGAGACAGGCAGAGCUGUGGGAUCGAAGUGGGAAGCUGCUAGAAGCUGCCUCAGAGCAUGCAGCAUUGCUGGCGGCACGCUGCUGCUCUCUUGCAGACCGGCAGGCAGGGAGCGGGGGAAGAGACAGGGAGAUGGGCGCAGGAGGACCAGUGGAGCGGAGGGGCCAACAGCAGCAGCAGCAGCAGGGGCUGGCAUCGUUGUUUGCUCUGAUUGAGAGUGCUGAGCUGCUUUCAAGUUGUGUUGCAUCUCGUGCUCCGCCUGUGCCUGCUGAAACUGAUGCUUCUGCUGCUGCUCCUUCUGUUGCUGCAACUGGUCUUGCCUCUCCUGGAGAGAAAGAAAACGAGAUUCGGAGCGAGCAGCUCUCAGGGCCCUCAGCAGCUGAAGCAGCAGCGCGUGAUGCAGAAGCGGUGGCGGCAGCAGCAGCAUUUAGAGACCAAGCUGCAGCACAUGGGGUGAGGAUAUGUGCAGCAGGAGCAGCGGCCGCAGCUGCAGGUAAGGGUAUGGCAGCAGCAGGAGCAGGAGGAGCAGCGGCAGCAGGUAAGGGCGUGGCAGGUGGGGCAGCAACAGAUGUGGGUGUUGCUCGGGACGGAAUUGCCCUUGUGGCAGCAGCAGCAGAGACAGUUGCAGGGCUGCUGAAACCACGACCGAGGCGGAAGCAGCAGCAGGAGGAAAAGCAGGAGCAGCAGCAGCAGCAGCAGCAGCAGCAGCAGCAGCAGCAGGAGCAGCAGCAGCAGGAGCAGAAACAGCAGAAGCAGGAGGCACUGUUUCCUGAACCUAUGCAUUGGGUGUCUCACCUGCUGCUCUCGGGAUGGCUGCUGCUGCAGCGCCAUGCUGCUGCUGCUGUAGAGGCUGCUGCAGCUGUGGAUAGUUUGGACAUUUACAGUAUCAAUAAAGAGACAGCCGAAAGUGCAUCGGUUGCUAUCUCUACCCUCCAGUGCAGGCUUUCUUUCCUCUGCGCCCUGGUGGACGCUUACAGGAAGCUUUUGCACGCAGCUGCGGGGUUAUGCAAAAGUCAGGGGGAGAAAGGGAGAUCGGGAGAGGAAAACAUGCGAGAAAAAGGGGGCGCGGAAGAGGGAACGCAAGAAGGAUCGGGGAUGAAUAGGUCUGACUGGUUAGAGGGGAGUGUGAGUGUGAGGGAGUGUGAGGAUGUGUGUGUGAAGAUGCUUGAUACAAUCGAUGCACUGCAGGGGUGGUUUGAGAUGGCUCAACAGAAAGAGUGUUCCUCUUUGAGAGAACAGGGGGAGAGGCAAGCUUGUGGUCAAAUGCGUCAAAAGCAGAAGCUCGUUUCCCUUGGAUUCUCAGGGCUGGUGGCAGUGGCAGGCGUGGUGAGAGAGAUAGAGGCUGCGGCAGGUUCUGAGGAGCGGAAAGAUGAGGUGGGCGAGGUUGUCAGAUGGGAGGGGCGAGAGGAUUUAGAGAUGAAGGGUGAGCGAGCAGAGGGUAGGGCAAGGAGAGGAGGCAGGCGGAGUGGGUUGGGAGGAGAUGGAGGAGGGGUGGCGGGUGAAUCGGGCAAGAGGCGGAUGGAGGGAAGGAUUGAAGGGAAAGGGAUGAGGGGAAGGAGGGAAGGUUCGCUUGGGGGUGUGAGUGUGGCAGGAGAGAAUGGGGGGAGCAAAGAGAAGGAUGGAUCAGGGAAAGGGGAGGAGGAGGCGGCAGGGCAUGUGGUUUCUGAGGGUCUUGUGACAGAAACGAGUGUGCUUGUAAGAGGGGCAGAGAGUCUGCUGGAUGAAGUGAGAGAUGGGGUGGGUAGGUUGAUUAUAGGAGGACGUGAUUAUAACAAAAGUUUUGAGAACUCUCAAAAGGGAGUCCGAGAUUUUGUCUCCAGGCAGGGUGCCGCCGCCCAGAUUACGCUGAGCCUUGUGGCGGCUUCUGUCCGGCAUUUUUGUCUUGUAGCGGGGGAGGGUGGUUGCAGGGAUGGUGGCAACGGUUUGGGUAUAGAGAUGGGUGGUGUGCGGUGGGGAGGGAAGCUUCUGAGAAAGGCGGGGAGGAGCUGUGCUGCUGUGAUUGGUGCUGCUGCUGUGCUUGCAGGCAGGGUGAUUGGGGAAGAGUGGGGUGAAGGAGCGGAGGGGAGAAAGGGAGAGGGGAGAAGGAAGGCGGGUGAGGAGGAGCGAGAGGAGCGAGGAGAGCGAGAGGAGCGUGAGGAUGGGGUGCGAGCAGCAGCAGAUGCGCUAUUGCAUGCAGCAGAGAGGCACUUAAGACUGAUGAGGGCCCUCGAAAGAAGGCAAGGGGGGCUGCAGCUGCAGCAGCAACUGGGGCAGGAGAUGCAGGAGAAGCAGGGACAACAGGAACAGUCGGUUCCAGAGAGGGUCUUGAUUUCAGGCGAAGGCAGGGAGGGAGGCAGGGAAGUGAAAGGGAGAAGCAGGGAAGGUGGUCUCUUGGGUGAACUGGAAGCUGGUCACGUUGACAAGAGACAUGUGAGACGUGAGCAACGGGCUGCUGCUGCUGCUGCGGGUCUGGCGCUGCACUUGGCUCGUGACAUUGAGAUGCUGAUGCUGCCUUGGUGCUUGCCUCCUGAUGGCCAUGCGGACCUGCUCAGAGCAGGAGGGGAUGGUCAGGGAAGGGCAAGACGGGGGCUCUUGCUCAACAGAAUUCUUCUCCGAACAGCCCAGUUGGGCCAGGCGCUGCUGUUGCAUAGGACGGUCAGAGUACCUGACUUGGCGGCGGAAGGUGAAGUUGAGGAAGGGAGGGAGUGUGAGGGGUCGGGAUACAACACGCAGGCUGUAAGGGACGGAGCUUUGGUGCAAGGCCACGGAGGGGCGGACCCAAUGUUCACUGCUAGCUUGCCUGCUGCUGCUGAGAUUACCGCUGAUGGUGGUUUUGCUGCGCGCUUUGCCGCUGGCUUUGCGUGGCUGGUGCGGUGGUCAGGAGGAAUGGCUGCACUGGCAGCGGAGCUGGAGAAGCAGCAGCAGUACCAGACAGAGGGUGGAAGGGCAGGUGGUUGGGAGGAGGAGGGAGAGGUGGAUGGGGCGGUGAAGGGGCUACUAGUGCAGUCGGCAGCGGCUAGGGAAUUGGCACGUGACCUGCUGAUUCAGGCUGAAUUGCAGCAGUCCCAAGAAACGACUGAUGAGGUUGGGGUUACCACCAGUGUCCAUGCUCUUUCGGAGAGGAGUGGGGUUUAUCAUACUGAGGAUAGGCACAAGGGUGAGGUGGACAGUGCAGCGUGGCAGUCUGCCACUGGUGUGCUGAGUCAGCGCGCUGCUUUGGCUGAGCUGGCGGGUGCGCACGCUGAGUCAUGUGUCAGAUUCGCUGAGUCAGCAGCAGCUGGGUCGCCUGGUGACGCCUGGCAAGACCUGCUGCUGCAGGCGGAAGAGUUGAUGGUGGAAGCUUCCAAGCAGCUUCGGAUGCUGUUGCAGGCAAAGAAGCAACGAAGCAGCAGCAGGAGGAGGAGCAGCAGCAGCAGGCAGCAGAAGGGAUGGCAGGGCGGGUAUCCAACAGAAAGCAGCUGCGAAUAUUAUGGCAGGGGUGGUUUGGAUAUUGUAAAUUAUGGCGGUAUGGACUGUUCAAAUCAUGGGGCUGAAGCAGCAUGUGAGGAUGACGUCUUGUUGCUGGCAGCACUGGUUGAGGAGGCUCAGUCCCAUCGCUCGCUGCUGCUCCAAGCAACGCAAGACAGACCAACGGAGAUAUGCACUGCUAAGGCUGAUAGCAGGGUUUAUGGCUCGGGGGAGGCUGUAUCUGGGGGAGGUGCAUGUGACUCUGUACCAGAGUCACGGGCAGGGGAGCAGAUGUGCAGAGAGGAAAGGUCUUCUAUCCGUCGCUCUGCUCUGCUUCUGCGUCACCGUGCCUCAUCUCUCCUCCACCGCCUCUCCAUCCCAUUUUCACCUCCACCUGCUGCAGCAGCGAUCCCUGGGCUUUCCUUAUCGUCACCAUCGUCCAACAGGCCUCUCUCUUCCUCCCCCACUACCAGUCACUUGGUAGUGUCAGCAGCAGCUACUGCAGCUAGGCUUGUGGCCUCCUCUUCCCUCCUUGCUUCUCUCCUGCAAGCGCUUCUGCUUUCCUCCCCUGAUGAUCCCAGACCUGCUCCUGAUGCAUCACCAGCUUCUGCAGCCCUGCCUGCUGCUGUGCUGAGUCAGCAACAUGCCACUGUCCACUCACUCGCCCUUGCCCUUGCUGAUGUGGCAGCUGACCUGGACACGCAGCUAGCCAGGCUGGCAGACGCAUGCCUCCGCCAUGCUGCCUGCACUGAUCCUGCCGGUGCUGACGUGGCACUUGCGUAUUGGCUGCUGGACGCAGGGCAAGAGCUGGUGACUCACUCCCAUUGGCUCAUACAAGGAACAGUCGUACCCACCCUGCCUCUACUGCCCGCCUCGCUGACCUCUCGCCUGCAGCAGCUAGAAGCUGCUAUGGGCCUGCUAGUCCCUGCACAGGCACACGCGCACGAGAGGGCUUCUGAACCGCAGCAUCACAACCCACUGUCCCCCCCACAGCAAGGGCUCUCUGUGCGGAGCAAACAGGGCAGUGGCAGCAGUGGCAGUGCCGUGACAGCAGCGCGCACUCUCUGUGUGCCGUGGCUUAGCCUGUGCUCUGAGGCCCUCUCUCUCAUGGCCGAUAUCCGCACUCGGCUGAGUCAGCUCUAUGUGCUUUCCCAUUCCCAUGACAGGGGGCUUGCACAUGCCCACUCUGCCACUGAUGCAGCAGCCGCGCCUAUCCCCUUGCUGAGACCCUUUAAACCCCAUCUGCCUAUAGCAGCAGCAGCAGCUGUUCCUGUGGUGUCUGCGCUGCUGCUGCGCUGCCUCUUGAGGCUGGGGGGUGCUGUGGCGGAGGUGUGGGGGGAGACUGGUGGGGGAAAGAAGGGGAAUUGGGGGAGCCGGGGGAAGAGUAGGGGCGGAAGGGACGGCAGAGGGAGUGAAGGAAGCGGCAAGGGUGGUGACGGGUUGGGAUUGGAAGGGGAGGAGGACCUUUGCUGUGGAUGGGUGUACGCUUGGGAUAGUGACGGUUCUGCUGCUGCUACUGGCGAUGCUGGUUCCCACACCCCUGUCCCCCCUCUUGCCUCUGCAGCAGCAUCAGCAGCAGCAGAGGUCACCCUCCUGUCCUUGCUCCAUCACAACAUGCCCUUCCCACUACCAUCCCCAUUAUCCGACCACAAUAGUUCGGGACAAGCUGGCAGUGCAGGGUCGUCAGCCCAGCUUCUUCCUGCAGUGGCGAUGGCGGGAGCAGCAGCCGUGGUGGCUCACACUAUGGUGCAUGCGCUUUCUCUGGAGAUCACUCUUUCCCUUGGCGUGCAAUCCGCUGGCACACAGGAGCGGCUCACCUCGUUAGUGCAGGGAGCCACUCGCCUCUCACACUUACUCAAGAGCCACUUAGCUGUGCUGCAGCAAGCUGCCAACCAGGGCUGUGGAGCUCCUAGGUUCUUCCUCGCGAUGACAGAUGGCGCGACGCUAUUCGCCCGUAAGCUACAGGGCCAUAUAGCUGAGUUACAAGUGACCGAGGCUGCUUCUAUGGGGGAUAAGGGGAGGGGGAGAGGGGGAGACGGAAGGGGGGGAUGGAGCGGGAAAUGGAGCGGAAAAUUUGGGGCAGUUACAGCAGAGGAGGAUCUCGCUCAGGCAGCUGGAGGAGCGUUCCGAUUGGCUUCUGAGGCUGCCCGGCACACCGGGCGGCUAGAAUUGGAAGCUUCUUGGGAAGCACUGGGAAUGGAUGGCAGCAGCAAGGGGGGGGUGAUUGGCAGUAGGGGCCCUCCCAAAGCCAGGCAUCUGCUCUUUGAGAGACAUGCAGCAAUGAAGCCUUUGGCUCAUGCCAAGAAGGUAGAGGCAGAGUGGAUGUGGGGUGGGGGCGAUGAGGAUGAGGAGGAAGGGGAUGAGGAGGAAGAGAAAGAGGUGGAGGAGGAGGGAGAGGGUAGGCGCAGCGAGAAUGUGGAAGGUAGAGGAAUUGGAAAAGGGGAAACUGGAAGGUUCGGUGGCAGAAGGAUCGGCAGCAGGUUCGCGGGGAGCAAGUUUGGGGGAACCAGGAGAGUGAACGUGGAGUUGCUUAUAGAGAGUGUGAAUAUAGCCGCAGAGCUGGCAUACCACAGCCAUAGAGUGCUGACCAAAUGCGUGGGGGGUGUGGGUUCCGGCUGGGUUGGGGAGGUCACAGAAGCUGCUCUUUCCGCACAGAUUAUUGACGCAACUGGAGGCUUUGUGUCUGAUUUGAAUAUGAGAGGAGGUGCUGGUGUGGUGAGGGUCUCUGCUACCAGUGGGGUGAGAGCAUAUGGGGAUGUGGAUAUGAGUGCACCCAUCCCUGUUCUCUCCGUGUUUGCAGUCAAGCCGCAGACACCUGCUGCUGCUGCUGUGGGAGAGUCAGCAGCGUGGGCAGGAGGGGUACGGGAGACAGGAGACAGCGAUGGUAAGGUGCUGCGAGCAAGUGAGCCAACACCUCCUGAGGGGACUGCUGCUUCUGCUGUUGAGACUACUGUCUCUGCCACCACCACUGCACCUGCUGCUGCUGCACCUGCUGCUGCUUCUGAUGGCUCUGCCUCUGUGGGUGCUGCUGUCGACUCCACUCAAAACACACCCGGAAAACGCUCUGCAUCAGCAGAUGAAGCUUCUGUCGCCGCCCCAUCCCCCCUCCUCUCCUCCUCAUCUCCCUAUCUCCCUCCGAGCUCCAGCUGUCACUCCGCCAUUCGUCCGUCGCCCCAUGCUGACGUCAUCCUCCCCAUCCCUCUCUUUCUCUCGUCUUCUGAAGAGGAUCGGAGCAGCUUCGGCACGGAUCCAACCGUGGAGCAGGUUUGGUGUAGCCCCAGCCUUGGGCCGAGCCAAGAUCAGCCUCAGAUCAGCUCCGGAUUUGACCUGGCUCGGGGGCAGGCUCGGAGCAGCCUUGAAAGUACAGGCAGUGGGACCGAGAGGGGUGGGAGGGAGGGGAGGAAAGGAAGGGAGAAGGAGAAGGGGAGGGAGAGGAGGCGUAUGGAGUUGGUGACGGGAGGAGGGGGUAGGGUGGAUAUUGGUUCGGCAUCUUUUACAUCAGCAGCAUCAGCAGUUUCAGCAACGUCAGCAGCAGCAGCAGCAGCAGCAGCAGCAGGAGUAUCAUCAAUUGAAGGUUCAGGUGGUGGGUCCCGGUUGAGAAGAGUUCAAUCCGGUGGGAGUCAAGGAAAAGAGAGCAUAGGCAGCAGGAAGGGGGGUGGGGAGGAGGGAGCGAGAGAGGGAGGGGUGUCAGCAGUGGGAAAGGAAGAAGGAGGAGGAGAACCAAAGGCAGCAGAGAAGCUGGUUCGUGGUGGUUCGGGAGCUGGAGGUUCGGUAGGAAGAGGCUCGGGAGCAGGCUUGGGCGCAGGAGGUGGGAGUGACACGGGCAGCUUGAAACUUAGCCUUGGUUCCCUCCUGGGAUCGCAGGGUUCGGGCAGCUUGAACGAAGCAAUAAAUCUUUUUUUGGAAGAACUGGAGGUUGGAGAGGGACGAGGGGGGCGGGAGAAGAAGGGGAGGAGGGAGAGAAGGAAAGAUGGGGAGGGUAGCAGGGAAGGGGGUGGGGGAUUGGAAAGGGGGGUGGAGAUGGGUGCUGGGGAUGCAGAUAUACCUGCAGAGACAGAUGCAGAGACAGAGACAGGAAUUGAGACUGAAAUAGAGACAGAGAUUGAGAGUGAUGCUUGGAGUCUGUCCAGUGGGGGUUGGGCUUCGUCCCUUGGAGUUGGGGUGGAGGGAGAGGAGGAGGUGAGGGGAGAGUUUGAGGGGAGGAAACGGGGGGUUGGGGAUAGGAGUGGGCAGAGAGAGGGGAAGGGGAAGAGGGAGGAGAGUGAGAGAGUGGUUGGUUUGGGUGGGGAGGUGGAGGGAGGGAUGGGUGGGGGGGGCGAGGAGGAGGAGGAUGAGGAUGAGGAGUGGUAUCAAGAGCUGCUGAAGAACAUGCGAGAUGUGGACUUAGGGUUUGGGAAAGAGGAGAGGGCAUCUGAAAAAGAGGAGGAGCGGGCAUGUGAGAGGGAAGAGACGACCGUUGGGGAAGAAGAGGGCGCAUUCGGGUUGCGUCAAAAGGAGGCUAGGGAGGCUAGGGAGGCUCGGAAGGAGGAAGGAGGGGAAACGGAGGAGGGCAGGGAACAACAAGGGGCAGAUGAGGUUCCUCUUUUCGGAAAGGAGGCAGGAGAGGGAAGGGAGGGAAGAGUGGGAAGAGAGGAGGUGCAGAGGGAGGAGAGUGGGAGGAGAGAGCCUAGUCCCUGCAGCACUGAUAGUGAUGCUGGCACCAUAGCUUCGGAGGCGACCGAUGCUGUGCCGGACCUGCCGUUCAGGCUCGGAAAGCGGUUCUACAACAUUGAUUCGAUGCUGAACAUGCGCGAACCUGCAUCUGCCUCGGGAGCCGGUGGGGCUGGUGGGUUUGGGGCUGGUGGGGCUGGUGGGAAGUUGUUUUCAGGGUAUCUGGAUAGGAGGGGUCGUGGAAGGACCCUCAUUGAUGGUGCUGUGGUGGGGGCGUCAGUUGGGGCAGCGGGGGCAGAGGGGACAGCGGGGGCAGUGGGGGCAGGGGGGGCAGCGGGGGUGGUGGUGGGGGCAGUGCGGACAGUGGAUGUGGGGGAGAAGGUUUCAGGGAGGAGAGAAGGGGAAGGAGAAGGGAGUGAGGGUGAGGGGAGUGGGUGUGUCAGGAGUGACAGUGGCGACAAGAAUCCUGGUGUUGGUGCUGAUGUUGAUGCCGCUGCUGCUGAUGAUACUGAUGCCGACGCUGGUGAUGAUGCUGCUACUGAUGCUUCUGCUGCUGCUGCUGCUACUGCUGCUGCUGCUGCUGCUGCUGAUGCUGCUACUGAUUCUUCUGCUGCUAAUGCUGAUGUUGCCGUUGCUGGUGCUUCUGCUGUUGAUCCUGAUGCCGCUACUGCUGCUGCUGCUGCUUCUGCUAAUGCUGAUGUUGCUGAUGCUGGUACUUCUGCUGCUGCUGCUGAUCCUGCUACUGAUGCUUCUGCUGCUGCUGCUACUGCUGCUGCUGCUGCUGCUGCUGCUGCUGCUGCUGCUGCUGCUGCUGCUGCUGCUGCUGCUGCUGAUGCUGCUACGGAUGCUUCUGCUGCUGCUGCUGCUAAUGCUGAUGUUGCUGAUGCUGACCUUCUGCAGUUUGACGAGGUAUUCCGAGCCAAGCAGGCUCAGCGGCAGUGCCAUGCCGAAGCUAAGGCUGCCGUGGCUGCAGCUUUGGACGCUCAGGAUGAUCUGGCAGACGCCGAGGCUGCACUGCAGGAAGCUUCCAAGGAAGUUGCACGGCUCACGGCAUGUACUGACACUGAGAAUAAAGGCACGAGUCUGGAGGAGCUUGUAAAGGGGGAAGGGGUUGCUGGUAACCAGGCAGGGGUUGUGGUAACCAUUGAUGGGGAAGAUGAGAGAGGCAGUACGGUGAGCAAAGGUUGCGAAGGGAGAGGGGAGGGGAAUAGAGAGAGUGAUGGUGUGGAUGAGGGAGUGACAGAAGGAGGGAGUGGGGAGGAGGGAAAUGCUGAGGGAGAGGAGGUGGGGGGAGUUGCAGCGAAAGCUGAGGAGGAGGGCAGUGGGGAGUCUACGGAGAAUGUAUCUCUAUUUUCUGCCUGUUCUUCUGCCCUGGCUUCCCUGGAACGAGCUCAGGUUGCCCGCAACGAAGCCGCUGCCCGAAUGCGUGCCCAGCGGCACCGGGCAGCUGCAAAAGUUUCGGAGCUGGAAGCUGCCCGGUCCUUCUACACCACGCUGCUUCGGGCAAAAGAAAAACGGGUAGCUGAAAUAAAUAGCGCUGCUUAUGGGUUGAUUGGAGAGAUGAAGGCAGCAACUGGGUGUGUAACACCUGGUGUGGUAACCCCACGGAGGGGGUCUGCAGCUAGUAGCGAAUUGACUGAUGUGCAACACUGCACAGAUGGUGUGGAAGAUGACUGUAACAAGGAGGGUUAA